UGUUUUUCUUGGCGAAAGCAUAAUACAAGAGUAGGGAGUAGGAAAAUAAAGAAAGGCAUAGCACGGCUGAUGUCGGAAAUGGCGGAGAUCAGUAAGGAGCAAAAGAGCAUCGCGGAGGGACAGAAACAAGUGCGAAAGAAGUACGAGGAGAUUAAGAGGGAACGCGAGCAACUGUGGAAGGAAACAGAGCUCAUUGCGCAGCAGAGUCAUGGUAUCCGAGUUCGUUUAAAUUUAAUGUUCCAAAUUAUGAAAGCGAGAGUUGAGAGAGAUUCUGCCAAAGUAGCUCAACUCACUUUACAUCUCAGGGACUUGAUAGCGAAGCCAAAAGAAGAAAAAGAAGUGUUGAUGGAUCCAGAUGAAAGUAAUAAUCAGGCCUAUGUGAAUUCACUGAUAAAGAGACCAAGUUGACUGAGGGAUAUAUAAGGAAAAUGGGAUAGUAUCAAUAAUGUGUGUGUAAUUUUGGCAUGCCUUUGCCUAUUUUCUGGCUCUGUUUGGUAUUACUCUUGUUUAACGUUUAUUAUUUUGGUUUUC
This is a messenger RNA of Tripterygium wilfordii, 531 nucleotides long. RefSeq lists its product as uncharacterized. The transcript has 2 exons. NCBI's taxonomy places the organism in Eukaryota, Viridiplantae, Streptophyta, Magnoliopsida, Celastrales, Celastraceae. Bases 70 to 408 code for a protein of 112 amino acids. The record is from RefSeq and is a predicted model, not a curated record.